Messenger RNA from Motacilla alba alba, 2749 nucleotides. RefSeq names its product thyroid hormone receptor alpha (gene THRA). Gene Ontology annotation, biological process: thyroid hormone receptor signaling pathway; cell differentiation; retinoic acid receptor signaling pathway. The record is from RefSeq and is a predicted model, not a curated record. Lineage: Eukaryota; Metazoa; Chordata; Aves; Passeriformes; Motacillidae. The transcript has 10 exons. Gene Ontology annotation, molecular function: zinc ion binding; RNA polymerase II cis-regulatory region sequence-specific DNA binding; nuclear receptor activity. The coding region runs from base 289 to 1515 and encodes 408 amino acids.
AAAUCAGGGAAUCUUCAAGGCUGGAAAGACCUCCAAGAGCAUCUCACCAUAACCCAAAUCCCCUGGAGCCACACGAGCCCGCAGAGGAGGGAUCGCCCGGACCUCCGGCGCCCCCCAUCCCGGUCCGGCCCGGGAUGCUGCGCGGUGCUGAGCACUGAGGGGCACCAUGGGGUGCGCGGCGUAGCCCCCCGCCGUGGCCGCCCCGCCGUGGCCACCCCGCCGUGGCCCCCGCGUGGCGCCGGAGCCCCCCCGGUCGGUGCUGAGCGCUCCUUGAUGGAAUUGCGGUGAAUGGAACAGAAGCCCAGCACCCUGGACCCGCUGUCGGAGCCAGAGGACACCCGGUGGCUGGAUGGGAAGCGCAAAAGAAAGAGCAGCCAAUGUUUGGUGAAGAGCAGCAUGUCAGGGUACAUCCCUAGUUACCUGGACAAAGAUGAACAGUGCGUGGUGUGCGGGGACAAGGCCACCGGCUACCACUACCGCUGCAUCACCUGCGAGGGCUGCAAGGGAUUUUUCCGUCGGACCAUCCAGAAGAACUUGCACCCCACCUACUCCUGCAAAUACGAUGGGUGCUGCGUCAUCGACAAGAUCACCCGCAACCAGUGCCAGCUCUGCCGCUUCAAGAAGUGCAUCUCCGUGGGCAUGGCCAUGGACCUGGUGCUGGAUGACUCCAAGCGGGUAGCCAAGAGGAAGCUGAUCGAGGAGAACCGGGAGCGGCGGCGGAAGGAGGAGAUGAUCAAAUCCCUGCAGCACCGCCCCAACCCCAGCGCCGAGGAGUGGGAGCUGAUCCAUGUCGUGACAGAAGCCCACCGCAGCACCAAUGCCCAGGGCAGCCACUGGAAGCAGAAGCGGAAAUUCCUGCCUGAGGACAUCGGCCAGUCCCCCAUGGCCUCCAUGCCCGACGGGGACAAAGUCGACCUGGAGGCGUUCAGUGAGUUUACAAAAAUCAUCACCCCGGCCAUCACCCGCGUGGUCGACUUUGCCAAAAAACUGCCCAUGUUUUCAGAGCUGCCUUGUGAGGACCAGAUCAUCCUGCUGAAGGGGUGCUGCAUGGAGAUCAUGUCGCUGCGGGCGGCCGUGCGCUACGACCCCGAGAGCGAGACGCUGACGCUGAGCGGGGAGAUGGCCGUCAAACGCGAGCAGCUCAAGAACGGCGGCCUCGGCGUCGUCUCCGAUGCCAUCUUCGACCUGGGCAAGUCCCUCUCUGCCUUCAACCUGGAUGACACCGAGGUGGCCCUGCUCCAGGCUGUGCUGCUCAUGUCCUCAGACCGGACGGGGCUGAUCUGCGUGGAGAAGAUCGAGAAGUGCCAGGAGACCUACCUGCUGGCCUUUGAGCACUACAUCAACUACCGCAAACACAACAUUCCCCACUUCUGGCCCAAGCUGCUGAUGAAGGUGACGGAUCUGCGGAUGAUCGGCGCCUGCCACGCCAGCCGCUUCCUGCACAUGAAGGUGGAGUGUCCCACCGAGCUCUUCCCCCCCCUCUUCCUCGAGGUCUUCGAGGACCAGGAGGUGUAGGGCUGACACCCCCCACCCUGUGCCCCCCACAACCCCGCUCUGGCCCGCCCCCCAAAUCUUUCUCGUCCCCCUGUAAGGACAAGGGGAUGCUGCGCCCAGGGUGGGGGUCCUGCUGUGCCCCCCAACAGCCACCCCCUCCCCCCCGCCCCAGGACUUGACGAAUUUUGUUUGUUUGCACAGGGAAGGGCCCCGACGGUCGAGCGUUCCCUUUAUUGUCCUUCUCUUCGUAGAUUAUUAUUUUUUAAGCAUUUAUUUCCCUCCCUGAGAGGCUAAAAUAUUAAACUAACUGCACUUUGGAAGGAGGAGGAGGAGGAGGAGGAAGAGCAGGGAGGAGAGGAGGGGGCUCUGGGCUGCACAGGGAGAGGCUGCCCCGGCUGGGGGGCCGUGGCCAUAUGCACUUUUGGCCGGGCAGCAAUUUGGGGGGCUGGGGUGGGGGCCAGGACCCUCCCCCAUAGCAGGGCAGGGGCUGGGACCCCCAUCCCCCAUAGUGGGGUGAGGGCCAGGACCCCCCCCACAGCAGGGCGGGGGCACAGGGGGGGCACAGCAGUGGCAGGGGGGACCCCAGCCCAUCGGGGUGCAGGGCUGGUGGACCCCCCCACAGCGCACUGGGGUCUGCCCCGGCUGGGGUGACCCCCCUGUGUCCCCCUCUUAUCCCCAGAUUUGGGGCCAGAAUUGGGGUUUUGGGGGUUCUCUUGUCUUUUUUGGGCUGAGAGGAGACGAUUUUUGUGCCAAGCGCCGCGGAUGGUGGGCGCUGCAGGACACUGGGGGGGGCCACUCCCCCCCCAACCCCCCCAACCUUUCCGUUGUCCUUUUUUUUUUUGUUGUUGUUUUUCCCCUUGUCCUCGUGGGUUUUGUCGUGUCCGUCAGGAGUUGCAAAGGCCCCGGAGGCGCCGGCUGGGGGGGGGGCGGUGGGUGCCCCCCCCGGGACCCCCCACUGCACUACUGCCCCGGCCCCCCGGCAGCAGCACUUUGGGGGGGCUGCACCCCCCAAUGCCCCCCCAGUGCUCCCGGGGGGGCCGGGCUGAGGCGGGGGCCGGCAGGGGGGAUCCCACGUGAGGUUUGGGGAGGGGGGCACAGCUGCGAGGGGGCACCCGGGAAUGGUUUUAUCACCUUUUUAAUCCCCCCCCCCAAAAUUUAGGUUUGUGAAUUUUUUCUUACCUCAGGCGGAGGCCGAGGGGGGGUGCGGGCCGGGGGGGGGCCGGCAAGGCAGGCCGGGCCCACCUAAGCUAAUAUA